AUGAGUAAUGGUCAAGAAAUUUUAAAGCAUAAUGACAUGAAACAAACGACCGGUCCAGGAAGGCGCCGCGGAGCAGGGGGCGGUGCCGGCCGGGGAGACUCCGGACAGGGGCGGGGGCAGGGGAAGGCGCGGGCGGGGAGAGGCUGCGGCACGGCGGGCUGCAGGUCCCGAGCCCUGCCCCGCGGGGAAGUGGCUGAGGCCCGGCGAGAAUUCCAGCCCGGAGCAGGCGGGCUGGCGGUGCUGGGGAACCCGGCGCAUCCUCCACAGCUGCUGGCCCUGGGUGCUAAGCCCCUCACUGCCCAGGGCGGUGGCGCCAGCCUGGCCCCUCAGAGUGCAGGGCCGCAGAGGUCGAGCCCACCCGGAACUUGCGUUGGCCUGCGUGUGCCGCGCGCAGCCUCAGUUCCCGCCUGUGCGUCUCCCUCCACACCUCCCCACAAGCAGAAGGAGCCGGCUCGGGCCUUGGCCAGACCAGAGACGGGCUCCCACAGUGCAGCGGCGGGGCGAAGGGCUCCUCAAGCGCGGCCAGAGUGGACGCCGAGGCCGAGGAGGCACGGAGAGCGAGCAAGGGCUGCCUGCACGCUGUCACCUCUCAUUAAGACUCCCCGUGGAAUAGAGUUGUUGUUCAGCAGAAAUAAUCAAGAGUUGAAAUUAUACCAGGUAAAAAAUAGAAGCAAUAAUUUUGAAGGUGCUGUCAGAAGAGUUAUUGAAGUGGUCAUGAACUCUAAAGUUACAGAGGCAAUUAUGUAAAGAUAAAAGAUAAAGGUACGUAGUACAAAAUAGAGGAU
Messenger RNA from Gorilla gorilla gorilla (western lowland gorilla), 785 nucleotides. RefSeq lists its product as uncharacterized. The record is from RefSeq and is a predicted model, not a curated record. The transcript has 3 exons. Bases 1 to 747 code for a protein of 248 amino acids. Lineage: Eukaryota; Metazoa; Chordata; Mammalia; Primates; Hominidae.